UUUAACUUCUCGAGAGUGUCUACAGCAAAGUCAUUGAACAACUGUUUAGACUUGUGUGAAGUAAAUCUGUGGCGAGGGACUGAGAUUGUGGUGCAUGUUUUUGCUGCAACAUAUAGCAAAUCGCCUUUCUUCUUACACAGAUACCUCUUCUGGCUCAGAAGAUGAAGGCUCAGUGCAGGGGGACUCCCAGGGCACCCCCACCUCCAGCCAGGGCAGCAUCAACAUGGAGCACUGGAUCAGUCAGGCCAUCCACGGCUCCACCACGUCCACCACCUCCUCGUCCUCCACGCAGAGCGGGGGCAGCGGGGCUGCCCACAGGCUGGCGGACGUCAUGGCCCAGACCCACAUAGAAAAUCAUUCUGCACCUCCUGACGUAACCACGUACACCUCAGAGCACUCCAUACAGGUGGAGAGACCACAGGGUUCCACGGGGUCCCGGACAGCGCCCAAGUACGGCAACGCCGAGCUCAUGGAGACCGGGGAUGGAGUACCAGUAAGUAGCCGGGUGUCAGCAAAAAUCCAGCAGCUCGUCAAUACCCUCAAACGACCGAAACGACCACCUUUACGAGAAUUCUUUGUCGAUGACUUUGAAGAAUUAUUAGAAGUUCAACAACCAGAUCCGAACCAACCAAAGCCGGAGGGGGCCCAGAUGCUGGCCAUGCGUGGAGAGCAGCUGGGCGUGGUCACGAACUGGCCGCCGUCGCUGGAGGCCGCGCUGCAGAGGUGGGGCACCAUCUCGCCCAAGGCGCCCUGCCUGACCACCAUGGACACCAACGGGAAGCCCCUCUACAUCCUCACUUACGGUAAUCCCGAGGCUCACCCUCUGCCCUUUGCCCACCCCCUCUCGCAGCCACUCCCGAACGCACAAAGCUCAGUGUCCGUUCACAUCCUCACAGUAAUCCCGAGGCUCACCCUCUGCCCUUUGCCCAUGGCCACGCACAGCCACUCCCGAACGCACAAAGCUCAGUGUCGGUUACUUCUGGUGACUGAUGGAUUUUAAGCUGCCUUAUGUUUCUGGCACAGAAAUAAAUGGAAUCUCGAAA
This is a messenger RNA of Macaca mulatta (Rhesus monkey), 1043 nucleotides long. Lineage: Eukaryota; Metazoa; Chordata; Mammalia; Primates; Cercopithecidae. The record is from RefSeq and is a predicted model, not a curated record.